GUUACUUUACUCUUUAUUUGUUAACAUCACCAAAUUAUACGGUUUAACCAAAAUAAUCAACACGGUUAUUAUCAAUUAAAGUUCAUACAAUAGAACAUAUUUUGUUUGCUAUUCCACACACAACGAACGCAAAGAUGUCGACACGUCGCCAGGCCAUUACAUUAUAUCGGAAUUUAUUGCGUGAAUCCGAAAAGCUGCCUUCCUACAACUUCAGAAUGUAUGCUAUGCGGAAAAUACGUGACACAUUUCGUGCCAACAAGAUGAUAAAUGAUUUUAAAGAAAUCGAUCGGCAAGUAGCUAAUGCCAAGGAAAGUUUGGAAUUGAUUCGACGACAGGUAAUUAUUGGCCAUCUUUACACAACCGACAAGCUGGUUAUCGAACAGAAAAAGACAUUGCGGCCAUCAGAUGACUGAGAAUUUAUCAUCGCUAUCACAUGAACAGAGAAAUACAUACAUACACACACACAUAUAUAUACAUACCACAAGCACGGCAUAAGGCAGCUGGGACAAUAGCAGCGAAAGACUCGUUAAAAUUUGAUUGUUUUUGUUGUUGUUGUUUUUGUUAAUGUGCAAUUUAGUUGCCGCCAAAAGAAAUCAAAGCACUGGAGAUUUUUAGAAAAACACACCAGUUUAAUAAUAUAUAUUAAUUAAAAUGAAACUAAUUAAAUAUUGUACAAUUAA
Drosophila mojavensis is the source of this 680-nucleotide messenger RNA. It is a transcript of the gene bcn92, whose product is annotated as protein bcn92. Gene Ontology annotation, cellular component: L-cysteine desulfurase complex; mitochondrion. The transcript is spliced from 3 exons. The record is from RefSeq and is a predicted model, not a curated record. Bases 135 to 413 code for a protein of 92 amino acids. Lineage: Eukaryota; Metazoa; Arthropoda; Insecta; Diptera; Drosophilidae. Gene Ontology annotation, biological process: iron-sulfur cluster assembly.